UUCCGUGCGUUGAAAGGGAGAUGUUCGGCCAAUGAAUCAACGCCCCUCUGUCUCUCUCUCAUGUUUCAGUUUGACAAAUUCGAAUUGACGCGGUAGUUGAAUUCGAUCGAAUGUGAAUGAAUCUCUUGCGUGUACAGUUUGAUCAAUUGUAAGCCGAAAUCAAAGCUGCAUCAAUAGAUUCUUCAAAUCUGGCUUUCCCCCAACGCUGAGGCAGCUUCAUCCUCCUCCGUGGCUGAUUCCAUUUUCUUCUGUCAUUUGUCAUUUUCAAUCAGAUGGGAGAGGAGAUGCGAACAUACACUGUCGAUGAAGCACUUCUUGCUGUGGGGUUUGGCAAUUAUCAAAUUCUUAUCCUUGCAUAUGCUGGUAUGGGCUGGGUCUCAGAAGCUAUGGAAAUGAUGCUUCUCUCUUUUGUUGGACCGGCAGUUCAGUCUGCAUGGAGCCUUUCAUCUCAUGAAGAGAGUCUAAUAACCAGUAUGGUUUUUGCUGGUAUGCUGGUUGGUGCAUAUUCUUGGGGCAUGGUUUCAGAUAACUAUGGACGGAGGAAAGGGUUCCUCAUUACAGCAAUGGUUACUUCUGGAGCUGGUUUUCUAAGUGCAUUUGCUCCAAAUUUCAUUUCACUGAUAAUUCUCCGUUUUUUUGUUGGUAUUGGUUUGGGAGGUGGACCUGUACUCUCUUCCUGGUUUUUAGAGUUCAUUCCUGCUCCAAACAGAGGCACUUGGAUGGUUGUUUUUUCAGCUUUCUGGACUGUUGGAACUAUUUUUGAAGCUUCACUUGCAUGGUUUGUCAUGCCUACAUUGGGGUGGAGGUGGUUACUUGGACUCUCUGCUCUGCCCUCUUCACUGCUUCUUUUGUUCUACAGCAUUACUCCUGAAUCACCAAGGUACUUAAGCAUGAAAGGGAGAACAAAUGAAGCACUAAAUAUCCUGGAGAAAGUAGCAAAACGAAAUUCCACAAAGCUCCCUCCAGGCAUUCUUAUUUCUGAUUGCCAAAUUAAGCUACAUGAAAAGUGUACUGAAUCAGAAGACUCACAUUUGCUCUCAGUGGAAACAAAAGAAGAUGAAUCUGCCAAUUAUAUAGAAUCCAACAAGGAAGAUACUUCAUCACUGUCUAUGCUUCUUUCACCAAAAUUACUUCGGUCUACCCUGCUUUUAUGGGUGGUAUUUUUUGGGAAUGCAUUCUCCUAUUAUGGUCUGGUUCUUCUGACCACUGAGUUAAAUAAUGGAAAUAAUAAAUGCAGACCGACUGAGUUGCAAUCCAAUGAUUCCCAGGAUGUUAGCUACAGAGAUGUUUUCAUCACAAGUUUUGCUGAGUUCCCUGGGAUCAUACUAUCAGCUGCCACAGUUGAUAAACUUGGUCGGAAGUUCUCAAUGUCAGCUAUGUUCUUCUUGUGUUGCAUUUUCCUCCUCCCUUUGGUGCUUCAUCAGACUCCAGGCUUGACGACUAGUCUUCUAUUUGGAGCUCGCAUAUGCAUUACCGCAACUUUCACAGUUGUGUAUAUAUAUGCUCCAGAGAUUUACCCAACAUCAGUAAGAACAACAGGAGUUGGAAUUGCAAGCUCGGUGGGAAGAGUUGGUGGGAUGGUAUGUCCUCUUGUGGCAGUAGGUCUGAUACAUGGAUGUCAUCAAGCUGCAGCUGUUGUUCUAUUUGAGAUUAUUAUCUUUCUCUCAGGGGUUUGUGUACUGUUUUUUCCCUUUGAGACAAAGGGUCGUGAAUUAAGUGACAGUAUACUUAGUUCAAAUAGGCUUGAACAUUAGCAUGAGCUAGACAGCAUUAUACUGUAUGUACCUUUUCAAAUGAUGUUUAUCAAACCAAAGAGAGGACUUAAGUUUCCUCCAUGCCAUCUCUACUUGAGAAAGGGCAAUUGUAGGAUCUAUUUUUAGUGACUUGUAAUUUACAUGAUCUGUAAAAAAUGUAGCAGAAAUGAAUAUAUGUUCAUGUCUCAGUUCUCACCCGUACGAAUCAAUCUUGAAAACAGUAGCUGGUUAUAUUUUGUUUGAUGGAAACUGAAAAUAGAACUAUUGGUGCCAACCUGCUUGGAAUGGCCGGCUGAAUUUGUAAGCUCCUCUAUUCUCCUAUCUGUCUUGUCAGUUUGUUCAGAUAUAGUAAUGAAGUGGCUCGGUAUUCUUUAAGUCUA
Messenger RNA from Diospyros lotus (date-plum), 2134 nucleotides. RefSeq names its product organic cation/carnitine transporter 7. Gene Ontology annotation, cellular component: membrane. Lineage: Eukaryota; Viridiplantae; Streptophyta; Magnoliopsida; Ericales; Ebenaceae. Gene Ontology annotation, biological process: transmembrane transport. Bases 273 to 1754 code for a protein of 493 amino acids. Gene Ontology annotation, molecular function: transmembrane transporter activity. The transcript has 6 exons. The record is from RefSeq and is a predicted model, not a curated record.